This is a messenger RNA of Rhipicephalus sanguineus (brown dog tick), 6303 nucleotides long. RefSeq names its product myb-related protein B. Gene Ontology annotation, cellular component: nucleus. The record is from RefSeq and is a predicted model, not a curated record. The transcript is spliced from 19 exons. Lineage: Eukaryota; Metazoa; Arthropoda; Arachnida; Ixodida; Ixodidae. Gene Ontology annotation, molecular function: RNA polymerase II cis-regulatory region sequence-specific DNA binding; DNA-binding transcription factor activity, RNA polymerase II-specific. Gene Ontology annotation, biological process: regulation of DNA-templated transcription. Bases 242 to 2563 code for a protein of 773 amino acids.
GCGCGCAAAUUCGAUGGCUGCGCCCGCCAUUACAGCGCUUCGCUCAGCUUUUGUGCCGAAAUGUGGCUCAAGUAAUUAAUGACUCCCGUGUAUGUCGAGUGUAGCGUCCGUAACACGUGCAGCUGGUGAUCGGCGUUAUCUCCGUCGGACUGGCGGCCCACUCGUGUUUGUGCCUGUCGCUACUCGGCAGCGGCGUGAACGAGGUUCGCGAAGAUGGACACCUGAAUAGUGUGUGGGAACCAUGGUGGGAACCAUGUACCGGCGACAUUUAACUCAAAGGGUGAAGGAGGAGCCGUGCAGUUCGGAUGACGAGGACGACGACAGUAGCAGCAGCAGCAGCAGCAGCAGCUCGUUGUCGUCGUCGUCGUGCCACGGCCAGCAGCAGCGCACCACGGCGGCACCUCGCCGGGGCAGUGGCGGCCAGAAGCCGCUCAACCGCGGCCGCUGGGAGAAGGAGGAGGACGAGCAGCUCAAGCGCAGCGUCCAGGCACUGGGCACGAACGACUGGGUGGCCGUGGCACGCUGCUUCCCGGACCGCAGUGAUGUCCAGUGCCAGCAGCGCUGGCACAAGGUUGUCAACCCUGAACUCGUCAAGGGCUCCUGGUCCAAAGAGGAGGAUGACAAGGUGGUGCAGCUGGUGCAGAAGUAUGGCCCCAAGAAGUGGACCCUGAUUGCCAAGCACCUUAAGGGACGCAUUGGCAAGCAGUGCCGUGAGAGGUGGCACAACCACCUGAAUCCGGCCAUCAAGAAGAGUGCCUGGACGGAAGAGGAGGAGCGCACCAUCCUCGAGUAUCACCGACUCUGGGGAAACCAGUGGGCCAAGAUCGCCAAGCUGCUACCCGGACGGACCGACAAUGCCAUCAAGAACCACUGGAAUUCGACACUCAAGAAGCGAGUCGAGCAGGAAGGGACCAGCCGCAGGAGGGACUCUGCGUCUAAGCAGCGGCCGGUGCUGGAGCGGCGAUCCAAGCCUCAGAGCAUUGCCGUGAAGCAGGAGCCUGCUGAGUGCAAGCAGGAGUAUGUGGUUCCUGUCGAAUGUGUGCCCUACCACACGACAUCUGUGUCCACCCCAAUCAUCGUGUCCGCCACUGAGACUCUGUGCAGCCCGAGGAGUUUGCUGCCGUGCUGUCCACCGUCGGGCGGAGACGUGAAGCCGGCCAAGGUUGAAGGUGGCACGCCACGCCAAACCAAGUGUGAGGAUGGCAGUGGCUCGGAGUACAUCGACAUCAAUGACCUCCUUUCACCACUCAAGGACAUCAACGUUGAGGAGCUGGAGACUGCGACGGCAGCGCGCAGCCCCAGUGGCUCGUUUGGGCAGCUCACUGCGUUGGACCUGGUUGAGGGCACCUGUGUCACACCUCACGUCACCCCGGUCAAGUUUGCCACAUCAGAUGGCGUGCUACAGCUGAAGGAUGUCACCAAUGCGGAGGUUGAUGUGGUCUCCUCAACGUCGCACUGCAGCAGCUCCCGCCUUGUCACACCACCGAUUCUGCGGCGGGGAAAGCGAAGGCGGCUGCGGUCCGCUCAGUCGCACGACUCGGACUACAGUCACUUGGAAGCGGACAGCACCACGUACGACGAAGCGGGACUCUGUGACGAGUCGGUUGAAGUGAGCAUCCUUGGCUUUCCCUUGGCUCCUCUGCGAGCAGCGUCUGAGGAUCAGCAGCAGUCAUCCGGUUUUCGUCCUGCUCUGCGGGAGGAACGGGCCCUCGGGACACGUUGGCGUCCCGACUUGGCGACACCUCGCAAGCCGCUGCCCUUUUCGCCGUCUCAGUUUCUGAACCAGCCCCACAUGGGCCCGUUGGAAGGCAUGCAGCGGACGUCGACCCCUGUGCGUGGUGGCGACGCACCUCACCCUUCUCUGUUCCAGAUGAUGCCACAGUCACCGGCUGCAGCCACCAGCAAUGAGCCCCUCAACACACCCGUGGUGAAGAAACGAGAGAAUGGACCCCGCACCCCGACGCCAUUCAAGAACGCUCUUGCGGAGCUAGAAAAGAGGGGAGGACCCAUCGGCCACCUGCCGGACACACCAUCCCUGAAUCUGGACGACCUGGGUGACCUGUUGGGGAACGUGGCACAUCCAACCUCCACUGCCGAGGUUCCCAAGAGACGUGGCAACAAAGAGAACCUGUCACCAUCCAAGCGGGUACGCAAGGCCCUUCACGAGACCUGGUCCACUCCCGGUGAUAUUGCUGUACCUGGGCUCACCUCGACAGGGUUUGCACCGCUGGAACCGGAGUCGUUCAUCCUCCCUGAGACACCCAGCAAGAGCCUGCUGGGCGACUCUUCGGUGCUCUUCUCGCCGCCGUCCAUUAUCCGGGAGGCACUGGCCGAAGUGCCGCUUCCCAACUCAGUGCCCACUCGGCCCAAGCCCAAGCCGGUCCAGCACGGUCUGCUCACCUUUCGCACCCAGCACACGGAAAGCACGCCUUCGUCACGGAGGCUCCGCCAGUUGGACAAGUUCAGUGCCCUGGUGUGCGGAAAGACGCGGGACCAGCUGGAGCUGACGCAGCAGGCCCGCCAGUGGAUGAUGAGCCUCAAGCCUCGCUCACUGAACCUCUGAACGCGUGCACAAUCCCUUCCGUAGCGGUACUUUCUGCCGGAGUGACACACCCGCUUUUCUAUCCCCAGCACCACCUGCAGAAUUACGGUCACAACCAGGACCCCUUUGGUGGCGUCCAGCACUACUUUUAAACGGACAUUGUCUAUGGCAUUUUAUACUGUGUCACAAACCACCCAGCGUGGCAGCCUGCAUGUCUGCAGAGCCCUUUUAUGGCAUUUUAGUCUCUUACGAAGCAGUAUUUUUUUUGUACUCAUGCACCACUGUUCUUUUUUAUGUGCGAUUGUAGCAGUGACCAUGCCAAGCUUUCAAGGACAGUGGCUGCGGUGGACGAUCUUUUUGAUGGAUUACCUUUGUAACUGCUUUUUAUCCAUGGGCAUGGGACUUGCCCAGGCUUUUAACGGGGUCUCUUGUACAACGUUUUAGUAUUUUCUUUCAUGCCUUUAGGUCAUGGGAAUGCUAAGAGUUAAUCAUUUUUGUAAACUCCGUUCACAUUCCUCUGCAUUUAUUGUCUUCGCGUCACCUCAACAAUUAGACCUCGUCCUGUUUGCACAUAGCCUAUUUGCACAUUACAUAGUGUAAUGUAAUGUACAGUAAAACCUCAUAACGUUUUGAAAAAUUCAUAAACAGGUGGUGUGCUGGAGUCAACGUUUCGACAAGUGGACUUGUCUUUUUCAAGGCUUUUGUGCUUUAAUGAAUCUGUUCUGCUAUGUUGGUGGUUUGUGGCUCCAUGUGUGCAGGUAUUUUCUGCCGGAGUGACAUACCCGCUUUUCUAUCCCCAGCACCCACCUGCAGAAUUACGGUCACAACCAGGACCCCUUUGGUGGCGUUCAGCACUUCUUUUAAACGGACUGUGUCUACGGCAUUUUAUAUUACGUCACAAACUGUCACCCCCUUGAAGCACACCCCCUGUUUACGAAUUUUUCAUCACAAGCUUCCAUCUUGCCCUGACUCCUUCCUUUUUUUUUUAUUAUUGUAACGUAGUCACAUGUGCACAAAAAUGUCUUUGUUAAACGUUAAAAUUCGUUAUAAACAUAUUUUAGUUAAGCUGUGUACGAACAACAACACAAUUCCUCAUUUACUUUGUUAUAACCGAAAAUUUGCUAUAUCAGUAUUCAUUAUAUUGAGGUUUGGCUGUAACACAUCAAGCCCUUGAUGCAAAAGAGGCAGUACUCACCUGAGAUGUGCUGCUCCACAAUUGGUCCAUCGCCUUGAAUUGCGCCUUUUUUUGCUGAUGAGGCCGCCAAGUGUGUCACAGUACGUGUCAUGACUAUUUUAAUGAUAGCACCAAUGUUUUAUUCUCAUUAGCGAUUAUUUCCAGCGAAGGUCAGCAGCUGUGAGCUAUCAACUUAUUUUAACUGUAGUCAUCGCUCCUGCAUAGAGGUUUUUACUUCCACCGAGGCAAAAAUGAUCGCCACUUCUUGUGGGGCUUGCAUUUCUUUAGGCACCAUACUGUCCUCGCUUGUACAAACAUUCACUGGUGAAAGUAUUCUUUGGCCAACCAUUCUCAGUAAUAUGCAACUACCUCUAUCACUCCAACCAGCUUUUUUGUUGUCUACCUCUUUUUCUCUUGAUGGCCUCAUUUACAUUCGUUUGUCCCGAAUGAUCACUCCGUAAGCAGACUCAUCAUGUCAUGAUUAUUAACCAAAUAUCGAUUCUCAGGAUGUGACAGAGCUGAUGGAAACCUUAUUUUUUUAGUUGUAGGCAGCAAAUGGAAAGUGUGGACCAUGUUCCAUUUUGGAAACAGUCGCUUAGUUUUUGUCCUGUAAAUAUUGUCUCGGUCAGUUUUUUUUUAAAAUAAUUAUUGUUGUUUACGCUAAGAAGGGUACAAGAGCACGUACGUGCCGAAUUAACCAGAUUCAAAUAUCUGUGAUUCCCAUACGGAACAAAUCCCAUGGCCUCAAAUAUAUAUGCCACUAACAAACUGCUUAGCUUCAGCACAUGGAGAGAUUAAUGCCCUCCUAGUUUUUAAAGCGCUCAGUCUUUUAAAUAGUUAUGCAAGGCUUUAGAGAGCAACACUGCACAGUAUACCAGAGCACUUCAUUAUGCAUUUUGGAAUUAUUCUUGUAUUCUAGAGUGGUGAAAGGUUUUAUUCUGCACUUGUCUCGUUCUGUGUACUCACGCAAAGGCCACACCCUUCCUCUAUUUGAGUCUCAAUUUUCUUAAGUAUGCGCUUGAGUUUGAAAAACCUUUGCCUCUGUAUGCUACAAUAUGAAAAGUUAGUGUACGUCAUUGUAUUGACUAAGACCGCUGAGGAAACUGGCAUUAGUGGCCUGUGGUGUGAUCUGGUAUUGCAGACGUCGUCAUUUGGCAUUAAAGGGGCCCUGCAACACUUUUUCAGCAUGGUCGGAAAACGCUGCUCAUCAGUAUUCGAGGCUCCCAUGAACAUGUGAGCCAAACAUUAUAGUGCAGCACGUGGCCUGGGAUUUACAAUAAAUUCUCGAAGUCAGCUGAAAAGCGCUUCUUCUCUUGAUAAAAAUGAUGCUUACAGUGUCGCUGCCACUGGCCACGCCACUGGCUGAUUUGAACACUCUGCUCGGUAGCUACUGUGGCCGUCGCGAAAAAUCGUUACUAGCCCCCCGCGCGUGAACGAUCGCACUGAAAGUACGUUGUGCGUUCAAAGAAAAAAAGAAAAAGUGUCAAGGUCACAAGGCGCGUGACGUAUCUUCUAUCCCGGUGCCACCCCUCCCUGCCUAGCUUCCAGCGCUUUCGUCAGGACGAGGAAAGAGAUAGAAAGCAGUUACAGCGUGCGACAAAUCUUCGUAACGCUGCUCGUACUAGACGGAUUCCAAAAAUGUUUGUGGUGGUCAAUUCGCGAGGAAAUAAGCUGCUCCUUUAAUGAUGCCAUUUCAUGGCUACUAGGAAAGUGCUGCAGGGCCCCCUUUAAGGGUAGUACGCAAUUUGCCCUUCUGGGUUUUGAUUGCAGCAGUUAGUUCUAUUCAGCAUUUAGGCACCAUUCAUUGCUUUUCAGAUGGCCACUUAAUAUAUUAAUAAAAACUUAAACGCAUUGAGCGUUAGUUUUCAGACAGUGUAGUAUAGAUUUUGUGACAUGCAUUGUGAUUUAUUUAUGCACCUCAGUGAGUUGCAAACGUGAAACAUUUUGCUUCUCUGAAGGAAUACGAGGUUACCGCAGAGAAACGAGAAAAUACGAUGAGCUACGUGCUUCUCAUGCAAGGAAGUUGUGUUAAGUUGUGAUGCACAGUCGUCGGUAUUCUUGAGUUCUUGAGCAGCAUGGUUUGAGCUUGUGUUGCCAGCUGAUGAGAACUUCUCUGUCUUUGCUGCAGCAGCAUCAAAGCAAAAAUCUUGGCGUGUGCCGCCAUAAUAUUUAUCUCUGCAUUUAUUUAGAGCAUUUAUUGCCCUUCCACCAACGUGCUUGCUUUGGGCAAUCGUUGAUGUUGGGACCUUAUUUCAUCGUUUAGUUGAAUGACUGUGAGGGACCGCUGCCAGGCAGCGACCAAUGCAGUGUUUUGGGUGAAGCCGUUAAAAGAGAACACAAUUGUACUUGCUAGGGUGUGGGCCAAAGAAAUGUGUGUCCUGGUGUUGUUAGCACUGCUAUUAUAACUGAUUAUUGUGAGUGUAUUAUUAUUGCAUUUCGUUGUGUACAUAAGAGGCCUUUCUUUGCUAUUGAUUAGAGAUAUAUUAGGGAGCAAGAAAAUGUGGGAGAGUAGUUUAUAUAGUAUCGUCACGUCUCAAUUACCUAUAGUAUGCUUUUGCUUACAAAAAUAAAAGAAUUGAGAAAAUGC